AUGCCUUGUUUGAACAUCUCGACCAACGUCAGCCUCGAUGACGUCGACAGCUCCAUUCUCUCCGAGGCCACCUCCAGUGUCGCCAAGCUCAUCGGCAAGCCCGAGACCUACGUGAUGAUUGUGUUGAAGGGAUCAGUCCCCAUGGCUUUUGGCGGGACCGAGCAAACUGCCGCCAGCGGCGAGUUGGUCUCAAUCGGUGGGCUGAACCCCGAUUUGAACAAGAAGCUGAGCGCCGUAAUCGCUUCGAUCCUGGAAGCCAAGUUGUCCAUCCCCAAGUCGCUGUUCUUCCUGAAAUUUUACGAUACCAAGGGUUCCUUCUUUGGAUGGAAUGGAUCCACCUUCUGAGCUAAUAUCGCCCGCUCGUUGCCGUUCGUCGUCCGGCCUUAUCUUCAAGGAGCACCAGACAUGCUCUUUUUCGAAUUGCUUUGCAAGGGAGAGCCUUGGAGCCGGGGGUUCCCAACCAAGUCAAAUCCAGUGGAACAUUCAACAUCGAGGGAUUUCGUUCAUCAACGAUCAUUGAAGCUUCCGUAGUUGACAUAAUCAACACUCGGAACCUCGUUUUUUGCACAUUAAAUAGGUAUGAUUCGGAUCUGAAACUUUUUGAAUAAUUGGCCGUGCAAUAGCGUUUAGAUGUGAGUUUGAUUCAUAUUUGCCUCGUUGAUUGUUUGACUGAGGCUGAUGUCGAGUUUUCGUUUGUUUUUAUGUAUUACUUGACAAGAAAUGAAGAGAAUUGGAGGAAAUUGUAAUUGUAUUUCUCCGUGUAUUACGU
Eucalyptus grandis is the source of this 769-nucleotide messenger RNA. RefSeq names its product macrophage migration inhibitory factor homolog. The record is from RefSeq and is a predicted model, not a curated record. Lineage: Eukaryota; Viridiplantae; Streptophyta; Magnoliopsida; Myrtales; Myrtaceae. Gene Ontology annotation, molecular function: phenylpyruvate tautomerase activity.